Molecule: messenger RNA, 1419 nt
Organism: Urocitellus parryii (Arctic ground squirrel)
Lineage: Eukaryota; Metazoa; Chordata; Mammalia; Rodentia; Sciuridae
Source: RefSeq, a predicted model, not a curated record
GCCACGGAACCCGCGCCGCCCUCCCGACCGGCCCACGGAGUCCAUGGACCUGAGCGCCGCCGCCGCACUGUGCCUCUGGCUGCUGAGUGCCUGCCGCCCCCGCGAAGGGCUGGAAGCGGCGGCUGUGCUGCGAGUGGCGGGGGCAGGGCAGACCUGGAGCCCGGGGGGCGGCGGCGCGGACGGACGGACCCUCGCCCCGGCCACGGGCGCCUCGGCUUUCCAGGCCGCGGUGGUUCCGGGGGCCCGAGCGGCGCGGCGCGCCGCGGGCUCCAGCUUCAGGAACGGCUCAGUGGUGCCGCACCACUUCAUGAUGUCGCUUUACAGGAGUCUGGCCGGGAGGGCUCCCGCUGGGGCAGCCUCCACCUGGGGCCACGACCAUGCCGACACAAUCACCGGCUUCGUAGACCUGGCGACCCAAGACGAUUCGGCAGCCGAGACUGGUCAGAGCUUCCUGUUCGAUGUGUCCAGCCUUCCAGAUGCCGACGAGGUGGUGCGUGCCGAGCUACGCGUGCUGCGCCGCGAAUCUUCAGAGCCAGGCCUUGGCAGCGGGACUUCGCCGCCGCUGCUGCUUUUAUCCACGUGUCCGGGAGCAUCCCGCUCACCAAGCCAGCUGCACUCCCGUGCAGCUGAGCCCCUGGACGGCCGGCGGUGGGAGGUGUUCGACGUGGCUGACGCCGUGCGGCACCACCGCCAGGAGCCCCGCGCCACCCGCGCGCUCUGCCUCUUGCUCCGCGCAGUGGUCGGUCCCGCCCGGAGUCCAAUGGCACUGCGGCUGCUGGGCUUCGGCUGGCGGGGCGGAGGCGGCGCUGCGGCUGAGGAGCGCGCGCUGCUAGUCGUCUCCUCCCGCACGCACCGGAAGGAGAGCCUGUUCCGAGAGAUACGCGCCCAGGCCCGCGCACUCGGGGCCGCUCUGGUCGCAGAGUCGCCGCCCGACCCGGGACCCGGCAAUGGGCCAUCGAGGAUAGUCAUGGGCGGCCGCAGGCGGCGGCGGACGGCGCUGGCUGGGGCGCGGGCCGCGCAGGGCAGCGGCGGGGGCAUGGGCCGGGGCCACGGGCGCAGGGGCCGGAGCCGUUGUAGCCGCAAACCGCUCCACGUGGAUUUCAAGGAGCUAGGCUGGGAUGACUGGAUCAUCGCGCCGCUGGACUACGAGGCUUACCAUUGCGAGGGCGUUUGCGACUUUCCGCUGCGCUCGCACCUCGAGCCCACCAACCACGCCAUCAUUCAGACGCUGCUCAACUCCAUGGCGCCAGACGCGGCGCCGGCUUCCUGCUGCGUGCCCGCACGCCUCAGCCCCAUCAGCAUCCUUUACAUCGACGCCGCCAACAACGUGGUCUACAAGCAGUACGAGGACAUGGUGGUGGAGGCCUGCGGCUGCAGGUAGCAUGCGGCCCGGGGAAGGGGCAGCCGCGCCGCCAAGGA